AUCAUGCUACGCCGGGAACUGCACGGCUCCUCGCAGGAAAUAGGCAGCUCACCCUGCCACCUGUGCACACAUUUUUCUUCAAUGUAUAGUUCCUCGGCGCGCCUCUGGCCGUUUCCCGGAGCUCUUCAAUCCCAGAAGCUACAGCACAACGGCUGAAUAGCCAAGACCCCCGGGGAGGCGUGGCUUCAGCCGGAAGAAGCUCCUGUUGCCAAGGGAACGGUGCCUGCCAAGGCGCCUGCUCAGCGACUGAUGCACAGGCUGCUGCAGAGGCUACCGGUUUUCCCAACUUGUAGAGGCAGGCGGCUUUGCUCAUUACCAGGCAUCCUUCCCAUGUAGGCAUAGAGAAGAAGGCUGAGGGACCCUCGCACCAGAUUUCCAUCCCAGAGACCGAUACGAGUGGGUCCAUUCCUGUUACCAGCUCCUGCGCCUUCCGGACUAACCUCAAAAACCAGCUGGUUUGUAAAUAUUUGAGUCACAUUAUGGGAUUGCUAGACAGACUUUCAGUCUUGCUUGGCCUGAAGAAGAAAGAGGUUCAUGUUUUGUGCCUUGGGCUAGAUAAUAGUGGCAAAACGACUAUCAUUAACAAACUUAAACCUUCAAAUGCUCAAUCUCAAAAUAUCCUUCCAACAAUAGGAUUCAGCAUAGAGAAAUUCAAAUCAUCCAGUUUAUCAUUUACAGUGUUUGACAUGUCAGGUCAAGGAAGAUACAGAAAUCUCUGGGAACACUAUUAUAAAGAAGGUCAAGCUAUUAUUUUUGUCGUUGAUAGUAGUGAUAGAUUAAGAAUGGUUGUGGCCAAAGAAGAACUCGAUACUCUUCUGAAUCAUCCAGAUAUCAAACACCGUCGAAUUCCAAUCUUAUUCUUUGCAAAUAAAAUGGAUCUUAGAGAUGCAGUGACAUCUGUAAAAGUGUCUCAGUUGCUGUGUUUAGAGAACAUCAAAGAUAAACCCUGGCAUAUUUGUGCUAGUGAUGCCAUAAAAGGAGAAGGAUUGCAAGAAGGUGUAGACUGGCUUCAAGAUCAGAUCCAGACUGUGAAGACAUGAAAAGAUAAUAGUUGGAAACCUCUGCAAUUUUCAUUUCAAGGAAUCUAUCUAAGGCAAACAGAAUACUUUACAUUUUGUAAAAGAUGUAUAUGCAUCAAAAAAUAUAAUUUUCUGCUUGCAUUUAUGGACUCUCAAUGACCUUUUUAAGAACAUGGGACUUCAGGUAUGCUAAUUUGGCCAUUAAUUAUUUAAAAACUGAAUAUUCCCUCAAAAGGGCUCCCUAAAAUUAUCAACUUCUUAGUGAAGGUCUACAUUUGAUUGUAUGUAGAAUGUCUAAAAGUCAGAGUUAUAAGCCCAUCAUAAUUUAUGAUAUGUUCAAUAUAUUUUAUUUUUUAAUUCUCUUUUUAAAAAAUUUAGUUUAUGACUUUGCAGUAUGAAUUGUGCUUGUGAAAAAGAACUUUAAAUAUUUAUAAGGGACCAUGGGUAAUUAAUAUAUAUUCAAUUUUUACUAUGUGUCACCAUCAAUAAAAUGUAAAAU
This is a messenger RNA of Rhinopithecus roxellana (golden snub-nosed monkey), 1518 nucleotides long. It is a transcript of the gene ARL6, whose product is annotated as ADP ribosylation factor like GTPase 6. Gene Ontology annotation, biological process: vesicle-mediated transport; protein localization to cilium; intracellular protein transport. The transcript is spliced from 8 exons. Bases 480 to 1040 code for a protein of 186 amino acids. Lineage: Eukaryota; Metazoa; Chordata; Mammalia; Primates; Cercopithecidae. Gene Ontology annotation, cellular component: axoneme; cytoplasm. The record is from RefSeq and is a predicted model, not a curated record. Gene Ontology annotation, molecular function: GTP binding; GTPase activity.